UGCAUCUUAAGUGUUAAAGUAAUUAUAAAUGGGCUAAAGUAAAACCAAAAUGGAUACUCUGCCUGAUUUCAACUAUGAAGACGCAUUUAAACUUGUGGAAAGACCAACAUUUGUGAAGGUUGACCUCGAUAGGAUGCUGCAGAAUGUGAACGUUGUUCGUGAAAAUAUCUCUACAGGGACAGAGAUUAUCGCGGUAGUGAAGGGCAACGCCUACGGGCAUGGGCUUCUCCACGUGGCUAGAUUCCUCGAGCAGUACGCAAAGGUCACGUGUUUUUCCGUCGCCACGGUAACUGAGGGAAAAGAGCUGUGUGAGAGUGGCAUCAAGAGUGACAUCAUCGUACUGGGUAAUAUAACGGGGUAUGAAAUUUCAACACUGAUCCAACACAGGCUUAUAACGUGUAUCUCGGACAUAGCCACCCUGGAGAUAUGGAACCAGCAGCGUGAGAACAAUGUCGUUGCAAAUGGCGCAUUAGACUCCAAUGAUGUGUCCACGAGGUUAGCAAAUCUACCAGCACCGAGCGAGUCACUACCUGUCAUCAUUCAAGUGGACACGGGGAUGGCCGUCAGUGGCUGUCACGUGGAUCAGCUGGCUGGUAUUAUGGAGUUUUGCAAAAGCCAUUGUAUACGGGUCCACAGCCUGAUGACCCACUUUGUGGAUUCACGGGUGGAGCUGGACCUGACAAACCGCCAGUUACAAUCGUUUCUCCGAGUCACAAAACCUUACAGGGACAUUGGCAUUCGCGUGCACGCAGCGAACUCGUGCGCUGUGUUCCGCGGCGUGGGAACGGAUCUGGACUACGUGCGUGUCGGCGUGGCCGUGUAUGGACUUCCGAUAGACUCAAGCAUUGUAAGUUUUAAUAAGAGCGAGGCAGCGGGGCUCCAACCGGCGCUCAGCGUGCACUGCCGGGCCGUCCGUGUUCUGCAACUACACAAGGACCAGGCCGUUGGAUACAACCGCGGAUAUGUAUGUCAGGAGAACGACAAACGGGUGGCGGUGCUACAGCUGGGCUACGGGGACGGGUUCUCCAGGUCCAUGACAGGCGGCAGCGUCUUCACAGUGGACAGGACCGAAUGCAAAAUAGUAGGACGUGUUUCUAUGGAUGCUGUUUUGGUGAAAGUGCCGGAAAGUGCAGAUGACGCGCGCCUUUUCUGCGUGCUGUCGGACGACUAUGAUCCACGGACGUCUGCCGCCGCCCUCGCCGCCCUGGUCGGCACGUCUACGAGUGAGGUGUGCGUCAGUUUGAACACUCGGCUGCCCAGAGUGUAUAUCAGCCGGGGGAAAAUACAAGCAUUCGUCAAAUAGAAUUUACAAAAUACCACUUUUACAUAAAUACAUGUAUUUCAUAUUUUGA
Messenger RNA from Mya arenaria, 1352 nucleotides. Its product is annotated as alanine racemase-like. The record is from RefSeq and is a predicted model, not a curated record. The transcript has 9 exons. NCBI's taxonomy places the organism in Eukaryota, Metazoa, Mollusca, Bivalvia, Myida, Myidae. Gene Ontology annotation, cellular component: cytosol. Gene Ontology annotation, molecular function: alanine racemase activity; pyridoxal phosphate binding. Bases 50 to 1303 code for a protein of 417 amino acids.